UCCUUAUGCUCCUUUCCUCCCUCUCUGGCACAUAUUUAGACACCCCCACUACUCCUCACUUCUCUACAUCCUUCCUUCACCCCUCCGCACUCUAUUCUCUUCCUCCCUGUCUCUAGUCUCUUGUGGUGGUGGUGGUGGUGGCGGAGAGAUGGCGGAUGAUGCGGGGAAGAAAGUAUGCGGCGUGCCGGAGAGGGUGCAGCUGCAUGUGGCCAUGUUGGCCCUGCAGUUUGGGUACGCAGGGUUUCAUGUCGUCUCCCGGGCGGCCCUUAAUAUGGGGAUCAGCAAGGUGGUGUUCCCCGUCUAUCGGAACAUCAUCGCCUUGAUCCUCCUCGUGCCUUUUGCCUACUUCCUCGAGAAGAAAGACAGGCCACCCAUUACACUCAACUUCCUCGUUCAAUUCUUCCUCCUAGCGUUGUGCGGUAUAACUGCAAACCAGGGCUUCUACCUACUAGGUCUUGACAACACCUCCCCUACCUUCGCCUCCGCCAUCCAGAACUCCGUCCCCGCCAUCACCUUCCUCAUGGCCGCCCUCCUCAGGAUAGAGAAGGUCCGCAUCGACCGAAGGGACGGGAUUGGAAAGCUGACGGGCACGUUAGCGUGCGUCGCAGGCGCGUCGGUCAUAACACUGUACAAGGGCCCGACCAUCUUCUCGCCAUCUCAUGCCCUGAACCAACCUAGCCCUCGCUCCACGCCGACAAUGCUGUGGCUGGGUGACGCCCAGGGGAAGAACUGGACACUUGGUUGCUUAUAUCUCAUCGGGCACUGCCUGUCGUGGUCGGGGUGGCUGGUGCUCCAGGCGCCGGUGCUGAAGAAGUACCCGGCGAGGCUGUCGGUGACCUCGUACACAUGUUUCUUCGGCGUGAUCCAGUUCUUGGUCAUCGCAGCCUUCAUCGAGAGGGAUGCCGAGGCCUGGAUCUUCCACUCUGGCUCCGAGCUCUUCACCAUCCUCUAUGCGGGAUUCAUUGCUUCAGGGGUUGCCUUUGCGGUUCAAAUAUGGUGCAUCGACCGGGGUGGUCCUGUCUUCGUGGCUGUUUACCAACCGGUCCAGACACUUGUCGUCGCUAUCAUGGCUUCGAUUGCUUUGGGCGAACAGUUCUACCUUGGAGGGAUCAUUGGUGCAGUACUGAUCAUAGCCGGACUGUAUCUGGUCUUAUGGGGGAAGAGUGAAGAGAGAGCAUUUGCUGCAAGAGAGGCUGCCGUCGUGGUUUCCUCCACUGGCGAAAAUGAUGGAAUCAGAUCAACGACUCCCUUCAAAGCUUCUUCCAUUACUCAGCCACUGCUGCCGCCCUCGUCGCCGGAAAAUGUGUGAGAGAAUGCCCCCCUGGAGCAACCGUGGACUAAUUCUAGUGUUAUGCUGUGAAGAAGGAAAGAACAGUGUGUGCUCGAGAACAAAGGGUUAGAUAUGUUCUCUCAAGUUGCGUAGGCUAUCUAUUACUUAGGUUGAUGGGGAGUGAUCAGCGUGUAAAUUAAAGCUAGCUAAGACCCAUGGGGUUUGGUUUGUUUGCUAUUGUUCUUAAUUUCCUCCUAUUGCUUGUACGUUGUAAACUUGCGGAAGAGAAUCCUAUCAUCUAUUUUGUCUUUUAGCCUGGUAAA
Phoenix dactylifera (date palm) is the source of this 1593-nucleotide messenger RNA. Its product is annotated as protein WALLS ARE THIN 1-like. Gene Ontology annotation, molecular function: transmembrane transporter activity. The record is from RefSeq and is a predicted model, not a curated record. NCBI's taxonomy places the organism in Eukaryota, Viridiplantae, Streptophyta, Magnoliopsida, Arecales, Arecaceae. Gene Ontology annotation, cellular component: membrane.